AUGGCUGCGUCUCAUGCUCCAAUCUCUGCAAAUGCCUGCUGCAGGUUUCAGGACUUGGCAAACAUGCAGGUCCUGAAUGUUGCGCUGGGGUACUGCAAUGGAGCUUCCCUGACGUCGCUGCGUCAGGCGAGUGCAGGCUUGGCCGAGGCACUUCCUUCUUCGUCGCUUUUGUGGCAGGACCUCUUAAAGGGAAGUUCGGUGGUGCUACAGGGCAAAGCGCCUUCCAUGCUCAAGGCUCAGCGCUUGGGUAUCCUGUCAGACAGAUGCCGUGUUCGUGACGGUGGCAUGGAGGCGGAUGCGCCAAGCGCGACAGCAAUCAGCAAGCAAAGCCGAUACCGCCUUAUCGUCACUGGGGCGCGCGCGAGUGGGAUCUCGACUCUGGUCAGGCUGCUUGCGCACCGAAACCACGAGCAAACGGAUGCGGGCAAGGACAUGUCGGUGUACAGCUUCGCAGCCGAGCUUGAAGACGUGCUGCUGCCUGUGUCAGUGGUGGACAAACGAAGCACGGUGAGAGGUACCCCCCUGUCAGCAGCCCUGUACAGCGGCCACACAGCUGCACUCUUCGUUUUCGACGCGGGCCGGAUGGAGGACUCCCUUCCCAAAGCCGCAUGGUGCAUCGAGGAGCUUCGGCAGACAGUCGGCCCAAAGAAGUUUCGGCUGAUGCCAAAGUUGUUGGUUUGCCACAAGGCUGACCUGCUCAUGGCUUCAGAAGGGCCCAUGGAUGCCGAUGCUCGUGCCGCAUGCCUUCCGGCCAUGUGCCAAGCACUGCAGGCGACCUAUGGCAUGGACUUGGUCUUCACUUCGAAGGACGACCCACCAUCAGCGGAGCUUGCUUUUGCCCUAGCUGCAGAAAGGAAAUCCGCUGGCCCACAGCUGGAUGUGCCGUUGGGCACGUCCAAGGAACAGCUUGGCACGCUUUUGAACCAGCUGCUCGAGAAUGCUGAAGAAAUGCCUUACAGCUUCCACCUAGAAGAAUCAGAGAUCACGACGAACCUUGCGGCCUCCUUCAACAAGCUGGCAAAGGGCCAGCAGUCCACCGAGAGAGUGUUGAAGGUCGUGUAUUACCCUUUGGCAGUCUUUCGCGUGCGGCCCAUCACCCGCUGCACGUCAUCGCUCAGCGGGCACAUUGAGGCGGUGCUUUGCGUAUCCUUCUCUCCGGACUCCACGAAGUUGGCCAGUGGCUCUGGCGAUUCCACCGUGAGGCUCUGGGAUCUCAACACAGAGCUGCCCAAGCACACCUGCAAGGGUCAUCAAAACUGGGUGCUCGUCGUUGCGUGGUCGCCUGAUGGCUCCAAGCUCGCAUCGGCAGGCAUGGACAAGAUCGUUCUCGUUUGGUGCGCGAAGUCCGGGAAGAACCUGGCAGCCUUGAAGGGCCACCAACAACCGGUCACUGCCGCUUGCUGGCAGCCGUUGCAUGUUGCCGAGAGCUUCCCUUGGCUUGCGACGAGCUCCAAGGAUACCACCGUCCGCCUGUGGGACGUGAGCGUGGGUGUGUGCCUUCGAAGUCUGACUUCCCACUCCCAGCCUGUCAUGCAGGUGAAGUGGUCUGGCGAGCGUGCUGACAUUGGUGGCGUUGUGUACACAGCCGGCCGGGACACUGUAAUCAAGGUCUGGAAUCCCAAGGAUGGAGGCAUGCUGAAUGAGCUGAAGGGCCAUGGACACUGGAUCAACACACUCGCGCUGAACACGGACUAUGUCAUCCGGUCUGGUCCCUUUUCACACGAGCCGCAGAAGCUCGCGGAUUUGUCCGAGAAGAAGGAGGCGGCAAAGAAGCGCUACGCGGAAGCUGUGGAGCUGUGUGGUGGCGAGCGUUUGCUGUCGGGCUCCGAUGACUUCACGCUUUUCUUGUGGCGGCCGCUCGUCUCCAAGACCCCAGUGUGCCGGAUGACAGGGCACCAGAAGAUUGUGAACCAGGUGGCUUUCUCCCCAGAUGGUCGAUGGUUUGCAUCCGCGUCCUUUGACAAGUCUGUGAGACUUUGGGACGGCCGGACCGGCAAGUACGUUCACGCCUUCCGUGGCCAUGUAGGUGAUGUCUACCAGCUGGCAUGGUCUGGCGACAGUCGACUGCUUGUCAGCGUGUCCAAAGAUUCGACGGCAAAGUGUUGGGAUAUCGGACGGCGCAAACUGCAGGAGGAUUUGCCAGGACACGCAGACGAGGUCUACGCCGUGGACUGGAGCUUGGACGGCGCGCGGGUUGCGACAGGCGGUAAAGACCGAGUUCUGAAGAUCUGGCGCCACUAG
Messenger RNA from Symbiodinium sp. CCMP2456, 2241 nucleotides. The record is from the annotation of a GenBank genome assembly. NCBI's taxonomy places the organism in Eukaryota, Dinophyceae, Suessiales, Symbiodiniaceae.